This is a messenger RNA of Parnassius apollo (apollo), 642 nucleotides long. Lineage: Eukaryota; Metazoa; Arthropoda; Insecta; Lepidoptera; Papilionidae. The record is from the annotation of a GenBank genome assembly.
AUGGGUGUUGAUGAAAAGCAUAACGAAGCUGUUGCUUUGAUAGGAGGUCUAAUAUUGAAAAAUCUACAAAUCUUACAAUUUAAUGCACAUGAAGUAUUUGAAUUGCAGUGCCCAAAACCAAGGGUUGGGAAUAAUAUUAUAAAGCAUAACGGGAAAUCGGUCUUCUUGGCUGGUGCUAUAUUUCCGACCCUCGCUUUAUUCAAUCAUUCAUGUGAUCCUAGUGUUGUAAGAUAUUUUUGCGGACCCUACAUUGUCGUGAAAGCUGUUAAAAACAUAAAGAAAGGAGAAGAAGUGGCCGAGAACUACGGUCCAAUUUUUACAACUGUGCCCAAAGAAAAACGGCAAGCAAAUUUGAAAGAACAGUAUUGGUUUGAUUGCACUUGUGUUCCUUGUCAGCAAAACUGGCCACUUUACGAGGAGAUGACAGAAAAUUAUAUGAGGUUUAAAUGCGAUUCAGACCGACCCUGUCCUAAUGUGGUGGCGGUGCCCUACGACUGUCAAGAGUUUAUGAUUAAAUGUGGCCUAUGCGAGCAGCAUACUAACAUAUUAAAAGGACUUAAAUCUUUACAGGUGAGACAAAUAAAUGAACUAAUAGCCGAUUUUAAAUCAAUCAAUUUUUUAUUAAAUUAUGGUAGGUUUUAA